AUGGUCCAUAAUACAGGUGGAAGGGAAGUGUUAUUUCAGGCAGGUCCUGAACAUCCUUGGCUGAUCAUCCCACACCCCUGUGCACAAGCUCUGGGCCAAGAAUUCUUUCAGAGUGGAAUCAUACCUAGUGACUCUGAUUUCAGGAUUUACAGGGACUUUGGCUAAGUACCAGGAAUGGACCUUCCCUAUAUUGCCAAUGGUUAUGUUUAUCACACAAAUUACGAUACACCAGCUGCUGUUACUCCAGGCUCUAUUCAGUGUGCUGGUGAUAACAUACUGGCUUUGGUCAAGAGCAUAGCUAAUUCACCAUUUCUGGCUGACCCUGGAGAGUAUUGUCAUGGUUCCAUGGUGUUUUUUGACUUUCUGGGAAUUUUUGUGGUACAUUACCCUGAAAGAAUUGGUUUGGUGAUAAAUCUGACAUUGGCUUUUGUGGCAGUUCUUUGUCUUAUGAAAAAAUUCCUUCAUUUUCCAGCAAAGAGAACCAUCUUUGAAGAGGGCAAAGUAUUAAGACUCAUAUCUGGUAUAGGAGACCUUAUCAUCUCUCUGGAGUUUGACGUCUUUAUGCCUAUUAUGGGUCGAGCUGGAACACAAACACCCCCAGAUGUCUUUAUAAGUGUCCUGUGUGCCUUUGGAGUUGUGCUGUUGACUUCUUAUAUGGUUAGCAUUGUGUAUGUUCUGGGAAACCUCAAGCUUCCAGCCAUAUUUCUUCUGUUUGUUACCACUGUAGGAAUGGUUAUAUCGCUCUCAGGACUGUCAUUUCCUUACUCAGCCAUCAAUCAGUGCCCUAAAAGGGUGUUCUUUCAGCACACAUCAAGAACAUUUUACAAUAAUGCUGGUGAAGUGGUUCAACAAGAUGCAGGUGCCUGGAUCACUCCACUGGACUAUCUUGGCAUACAGCCAUUCAGUGAUAUACCCAUGUUUAAGAAGGCUUUGCCUGCACCUCAGGACGGAGUUUAUGGAGGUUUUCCUUAUUACCUGCCAUUGAGGCAUCUCAUGCGAAAAUCUUGGUAUCUCCCUGGUCCUCCACCCCAAGUCAAAACAUCUCCAAUGGAAGUGAAAUUGCUACAUAGGAAGAAACAGGAUCAAGUUUACUCAUUUAAAUUCUCAAUAUCAGGUCCUGAUCACAUGGCUGUAUAUGUAUCACCUGCUAGUGACGUAGAUUUGCUGACCUCUUCCCUCGGUCCCCUUUUACCAAUUCAAGAUGGUGGAGACAGAGUUGUGUACUUUAUUUACUAUUCUCAUGGUACUGAUGUGGGGCCCUGGGAACUAUUGCUUGAGCUUCUGCCAAAAAGACACCUCUUGGCCAAGAGCAAUCUGUUAGACUUUGCUGUGGCAGCUCAUUAUAUUCACGGUAAAGAGUCAUCUUCACCUUUCCUGAAAGAAGUCAUGCAAGCUAUUCCAGACUGGAUUUUUGCUAAUGACUGGGUGGACACAUACAAGAGCUGGUCUUACACUACAUAAUUCCCUGUAUUGCAAGAAUGCAUCAGUCCAAGACCUUCUAAACACUGA
Pocillopora verrucosa is the source of this 1509-nucleotide messenger RNA. Lineage: Eukaryota; Metazoa; Cnidaria; Anthozoa; Scleractinia; Pocilloporidae. The record is from RefSeq and is a predicted model, not a curated record.